CGGGCCUCGCGGCUGCCUCAGCAGCCAGCCCAGCUUCCUCCCGGAUCUGUGCGUGUGAUCGCUGCGUGUGUGUGUGUGUGUGUGUUCGGGGAGCGCGUGUGCGCGCUCGCGUGGGGGCAGUGUGCAUGCGGGGAGUGCGGAGGAGUGUUUGUGUGUAUGCGUGUGGGUGUGAGUGCCUGGCUCCCUUUCGCUCACACACACACACACACACACACACACACACACACGCACACACUCACAAGCCGGCUGGCUCCUCUGAACUUGAAGACUCCCAUAUUCCAAGACGCCCGAGGUUCCUAGGAAUGCCCAGGGAUCUGCCAUUUGGAAAAUCCAACCGGCUUCUUCCUAGGGAGCGAUUCUUUAUUUUUAAUUUGAAAACGAAGAGAACAAGUUAUGCUUUCCCCCCCCCCCUUGGUCUUGCUAAAUGCCAUGGAUAUAACUGAAUAAGCCGCUCAGGGCUGUCCCCGCGUGGACGUCGGAGGCCACCAUCUGCCUGCGUUCGCCGGAGCCGGAGGGUUUAGCUCGAGCCUGUGUCGGGCGGGGAAGGAUGCGUGGCCGAGCCAGGGAGCCCGGGCGCCCCGCGGAGCUGGCCUCGGUGCCUCCCAGCCAGGGAUAGAUGCUGCCUCGCCCAGGCGCCGCGGCCUGAGUGACCAGACCAUGGAGACCCUGCUUGGUGGCCUGCUGGCGUUUGGCAUGGCGUUUGCCGUGGUCGACGCCUGUCCCAAGUACUGUGUCUGCCAGAAUCUGUCUGAGUCACUGGGGACCCUGUGCCCCUCCAAGGGGCUGCUCUUCGUGCCCCCUGACAUUGAUCGGCGCACGGUGGAGCUGCGCCUGGGUGGCAACUUCAUCAUCCACAUCGGCCGCCAGGACUUCGCCAACAUGACGGGGCUGGUGGACCUGACCCUAUCCAGGAACACCAUCAGUCACAUCCAGCCCUUCUCCUUCCUGGACCUCGAGAGCCUCCGCUCCCUGCACCUCGACAGCAACCGGCUGCCCAGCCUCGGGGAGGACACCCUCCGGGGCCUGGUCAACCUGCAGCACCUCAUUGUCAACAACAACCAGCUGGGCGGCAUCGCGGAUGAAGCCUUUGAGGACUUCCUGCUGACGCUGGAGGACCUGGACCUCUCCUACAACAACCUCCAUGGCCUGCCCUGGGACUCCGUGCGGCGCAUGGUCAACCUCCACCAGCUGAGCCUGGACCACAACCUGCUGGACCACAUCGCCGAGGGCACCUUCGCCGACCUGCAGAAACUGGCCCGCCUCGACCUCACCUCCAACCGGCUGCAGAAGCUGCCCCCAGACCCCAUCUUCACCCGCUCUCAGGCCUUUGCUCUGACUGCCACGCCCUUUGCCCCACCCUUGUCCUUCAGUUUCGGGGGGAACCCGCUGCACUGCAACUGCGAGCUUCUCUGGCUGCGGAGGCUUGAGCGGGAUGAUGACCUGGAGACCUGUGGCUCCCCAGGGGGCCUCAAGGGCCGGUAUUUCUGGCAUGUGCGCGAGGAGGAGUUCAUGUGCACGCCGCCUGUCAUCACCCGGCACACGCACAAGCUCCUGGUUCUGGAGGGCCAGGCCGCCACGCUGAAGUGCAAGGCCAUUGGGGACCCCAGCCCCCUCAUCCACUGGGUGGCCCCCGAUGACCGCCUGAUGGGGAACUCGUCCAGGACUGCCGUGUACGACAAUGGCACCCUGGACAUCCUUAUCACCACGUCUCAGGACAGCGGUGCCUUCACCUGCAUUGCCGCCAAUGCCGCCGGAGAGGCCACGGCCGCCGUGGAGGUGUCCAUUGUCCAGCUGCCACACCUCAGCAACAGCACCAGCCGCACCGCACCCCCCAAGUCCCGCCUCUCAGACAUCACUGGCUCCAGCAAGACCAGCCGAGGAGGAGGCGGCAGCAGUGGGGGCGGGGAACCUCCCAAGAGCCCCCCUGAAAGGGCUGUGCUUGUGUCUGAUGUGACCACCACCUCGGCCCUGGUCAAGUGGUCAGUCAGCAAGUCAGCCCCCCGGGUGAAGAUGUACCAGCUGCAGUACAACUGCUCCGACGAUGAGGUACUGAUUUACAGGAUGAUCCCAGCCUCCAACAAGGCAUUCGUGGUCAACAACCUGGUGUCCGGGACUGGCUAUGACUUGUGUGUGCUGGCCAUGUGGGACGACACGGCCACGACGCUCACGGCCACCAACAUCGUGGGCUGCGCCCAGUUCUUCACCAAGGCCGACUAUCCGCAGUGCCAAUCUAUGCACAGCCAGAUCCUGGGCGGCACCAUGAUCCUGGUCAUUGGGGGCAUCAUCGUGGCUACGCUGCUGGUCUUCAUCGUCAUCCUCAUGGUGCGUUACAAGGUCUGCAACCAUGAAGCUCCCAGCAAGAUGGCAGCCGCUGCCGUCAGCAACGUGUACUCUCAGACAAACGGGGCCCAGCCCCCUCCCGUGGGCAGUGCUCCUAGUGGGGCCCCCCAACAGGGGCCGCCCAAAGUGGUGGUGCGGAAUGAGCUGGCCGAGUUCAGUGCUAGCCUGGCCCGGGGCAGUGACUCCUCUUCCUCCAGCUCCCUAGGCAGUGGGGACCCGGCGGGGCUGGGACGGGGCCCCUGGAGGCUCCCACCCCCUGCCACUCGCCCUAAGCCCAACAUUGACCGCCUGAUGGGGGCCUUUGCCUCCCUGGACCUCAAGAGUCAGAGAAAGGAGGAGCUGCUGGACUCCAGGACUCCAGCCGGAAACGGGUCCGGGACAUCAGCCACGGGCCAUCACUCGGACCGAGAGCCACUGCUGGGGCCGCCUGCAGCCCGGGCCAAGAGUCUGCUCCCCUUGCCCCUGGAGGGCAAGACCAAACGCAGUCACUCCUUUGACAUGGGGGACUUUGCAGCUGCGGCAGCAGGAGGGGUCGCCCCUGGUGGUUACAGCCCUCCUCGGAGGGUCUCAAACAUCUGGACAAAGCGUAGCCUCUCUGUCAAUGGCAUGCUCUUGCCCUUUGAGGAGAGUGACAUGGUGGGGGCCCGGGGGACUUUUGGCAGCUCUGAGUGGGUGAUGGAGAGCACUGUGUAGGCCUGGGGGGCGGGGGGGACAUUCUCUCCCACUCUUGCAGGAUGGAAGAAGGGGAAAGAAUCUUUACUGGCAAGUCUUUGUGGAGUUUCCAUGGUGAUGUUUACAUCCAGGGACAGCUUUGUCUCCCUGUCAAAAGCCUCUUCCCCCCCACAACCCACCCUCAUCACCCUCCCUGGCCCAUCCCCCACCACCCAGCUGGGGUGUGCUCAGGGAAAGUGGACUCGCUCAAAUGUUGGACUAAACCCUGAGUGUUUGGGAAGGCAAGACACCUGCCUUUCUAAUCACAAAUGUAGCGUAUAAGCAAGUGGCUUCGGAUUGCU
This is a messenger RNA of Trichechus manatus latirostris (Florida manatee), 3353 nucleotides long. RefSeq names its product leucine rich repeat and fibronectin type III domain containing 2 (gene LRFN2). Gene Ontology annotation, cellular component: cell surface; postsynaptic density membrane. Lineage: Eukaryota; Metazoa; Chordata; Mammalia; Sirenia; Trichechidae. The transcript has 3 exons. Gene Ontology annotation, molecular function: protein binding. The record is from RefSeq and is a predicted model, not a curated record. The coding region runs from base 658 to 3033 and encodes 791 amino acids.